This is a messenger RNA of Rotaria socialis, 2295 nucleotides long. NCBI's taxonomy places the organism in Eukaryota, Metazoa, Rotifera, Eurotatoria, Philodinida, Philodinidae. The record is from the annotation of a GenBank genome assembly.
AUGAGUCAAGGUCGAUCAAUCAUCGACAUAAUACAAGAUCCAGCUGCACUCGAAUCAUUUCUUCGCUCAUCGACUAAAUCUUCAACAAAUUCUACUGGAUCUCAACGAUUGCCAACUAACACACCUGAUCAAAAUCGUUUAACAACAAAUAUAAAUCCAACAAAUAACAAUAAUAAUACUAAUAAUAAUAUUUAUAAUCAAAAUACAACAAAUAACACAAAUGUACAAAUAACACAAAAUACAUUUAAUUUUAAUACAAAUCCAUCGUUAAUAACAAUGCCACAACAAGCUAUAGCAUUGAAUGAUUCAACACGUGUAUUAAAUCAAAACAUUGGUUCACAAACAAAUGUUAAUGUAAUAUUAAAUCAAACCGUUAUUCAACAACAACAACCAACUGUUCAAACAACAAAUCAACAACAAAUGGUUGCAAUUAAUAUUAAUGGGAAUCAAACAUUAAUACCAUUAAGUAUGUUUACUAAAUUAUUACAGCAAAAGUAUUCUUCUACACAACAAUCCACAAUUCCUUCAACAACUGUUACACAGCAAGUUGCACCAACACAAAUUAUACAAAAUGGUACAACACAAUACAGUACUGGGCCUAUCCCUCAGCCAAAUUCUUCAAAUACUCAAUCAACAGUUCCCACAACACUUCGGUUCGUUCGUCCAAGUACAACUACAACUACAACGACAACAACAACAACCAAUUGUCCAGCAUCAAAUUUAAUGAUGAUGACUGGUGGACCGCGAUUAUCAACUCCAAUUUUAUCUAAACCUCACACCGGUAAUAUAAUUGUUCAAGUAGCUAGCAACGAUACUAUACAAUCAAAAUUACUCGACAAAACUGUACCUGCAUCAUCGAACAGUGAUCUAACGACUCAAUUAAUGAAUGAUCUUCAAAGCAAUGGAAAAGAUCCCGAAAAACAAAUUACUUUAAUCGAUACAUAUUUAUCCCGAAUGCAAUCAACAACAGAAAAAGAUCGUGAAUUUUCUACACGAAUAAUACGCUAUCGUGAAACAUUAUCACAGUCUGUUGAACAGGCACGUAUUAAUGGUCAACAUCGACAACGUCUACUUGAUCAAUCCACAACAUUGAAUACGUUACUAUCGAAUCCAUCUAUAAAACGUGAAACGCCCGGAACAACACAACAGAAAUCCAACGGUACCACACUUAUACAAUUACCACUCGCAAAACAAGAUGAAUUAUUGAAUGCUGUAUUAAAGAAACUUCGCCAUGUUAAUUUACCUGACUUACAGACUCAAGGUAUUUUACCCAUGGAAUUAACAUUUGAACAAAAACUACAAAUACAAAAGUUAGAUAUGCAAAUAGCUGCUUUGCCUAUUGAUAAACAGCAGCAAUUUGCAAGAGGACAAAGAGAAUUAGUACCAAAAUAUUUAGCUAAACAUGCAGCCACUGGACUUAACACAACAACGACGUUAACUGUGAAUCCUCGAACGAAAAUUCUCUUGGGUACUCCGUCUGCUUCAACAGCGCUAAUAAAUGCAGCGAAUAAUAAUACACGUUCUUUGCGUAUAUCCAGUGCUGAUUUAAUCGGUCAACAAUUACGUAAAGAUCAAGCACAUGUAUUAAAACCCGAUUUCAAAUCACGUUUUUUAACACGUGGCGAUGCUAUAAAACGUUUAACACGUUACCAUGUAUUUACUAAACCUGCACCGCCCGCAUACGAGCCAACCGAUGACGAAUGUCAACAAUUUGAUGAAUCAUUCGAAAUCGAAGCAAAGCGAUUAUUGGCUGCCAGCGAACGACUCAAUGUAUCUAUAUCACGAUUCGCUGUAGCUAAUGAUCGAUUAAAUAAUGACACUUGUGAUAAAUAUUUAUUUGAAAAAAUGCGACUUGAUGAUCUUCGUGAACAGUUGGAAGUUGAAAAAGUUGAUUACGAUACAAGGAAAAGACGUGCGCUAGAUGUUGAAAACAGACCAAUAUCUGUGCCGAUUCUCGAUGAGGGAGCUUCUCCGCCGCCUUCAACGUAUGAUUUUCUAUCGAAUGCAUCAAAUUACAAUCUUGGUGCAGCAAUGUCCGAAGCUGAUUAUAAUGAUUUAUUCAAUAGUGAUCACAUACCUGAUGAAACAAUACGAACAAGCGAUGAAACUCAAUUAGCAAUUAAUUCAAUUGUCGAUUGUGGUGUUAUUGAACAACAUGAAAAUCCUACAGAGGUACCAGAUUCAGCUAACUUUUUCUUCGACGAUCUUGAUAUUGAUAAUCAUCAACAGGAUAAUAAUCAAUCUCAAGAUGAUGAAGCUUCACGUGCCGUCCAAAACUUGCUCGGCUUUUCUUGA